Messenger RNA from Lizanozyma spartinae, 2412 nucleotides. RefSeq names its product ribosome dissociation factor GTPase (gene HBS1). Lineage: Eukaryota; Fungi; Ascomycota; Pichiomycetes; Serinales; Debaryomycetaceae. Bases 1 to 2412 code for a protein of 803 amino acids. Gene Ontology annotation, molecular function: GTP binding; GTPase activity. The transcript is spliced from 2 exons. Gene Ontology annotation, biological process: translation. The record is from RefSeq and is a predicted model, not a curated record.
AUGGCGAACUAUGACAAUGACGAUCUUGCUGACUAUGACGUAUCAGAUGAAGAAUUCAACGAAGACAACUUGAACGACGAGGAUUACGAUAAGUUAUACCGAAUGUUGCCAUCGUUGAAAUCAUCAUUGUCUUCAUACAACAACGAGAUCCCCGAGUCUGAGUUGAAAGAAACUUUCCCUUCAAAUCCUAAGUCUGGGUCUUCUGGAUCUUCCAAAUUGGUGGCGUUGGCUCAACUAAGGCCGCUGCAUCCAAAUACCAAUGCUUCUCCUGGUGCGGUACAAACAGCAAGUUCACGAUCUCUGUCAUCGUUGUCCAAAUUAAUGCUUGCAAGGAAAAAUGGUUCACAAAUGUCGUCCUCUUUUCCAGCUUCUAUUCCUUCAGGUGUUGGUGUUGGUGUCCGUCUGGGUCUGGAACCAGGUAGUAAAUCCGCUGACAUUCUACUGAAGUUGAGAAGUAAAAAGGCAACAGGUACACCACAAAAUGAUGGUAUUUCUACUAAACCAAAGCUUGUGCUAGGAAAAGGAGUGUCUCUGGGGAAAUUCACUUUAAAGAAACCACAGGUUAAGCCUGUGCUAACUCAUGAGUCAGAUAUCGAGUCUCUGACGGAAAAGUGUACCAAAUCAUCAUCAGUUAGCGUACUAUCACCACCAGAAUUAACAAGAAUACAAAGUCCCUGGAAUGAAAUUAAAACUAAGAUCCAUCUGGAUGGUUCUAAAUUACUAUUGACAACCAAUUCAAUUAUCCCUAUCGCACCAUUAAUUUCAAGAAAGAGAAAAUCCUUAUCUCAAAUGGAGAGAGAAUCACAGCUUAAACGGCAUUUUUCUCAACUAUUGUAUCCACUUACUAACCUUGAAAUCAAUGUAGAAACUAUCGCCAAAGCUAAAACUAACUUUAGCAGACCAAGUCCUGAUGAUAAGAUCUUACAGGCUCAAAAUGAUGUUUUUAACAAAGAUAUGAAGAAUUUAAAGAUAUCAAAACCAGUAGAAGCUGCUGCUACUGCUGCUGCUGGAACUAAGGACAAGCAUCCACCUAAGCCAACAAAACCUUUUAAAAAGAUUGAUCUUGUGAGCGAAUUGAGUUCAAAUAAGAAAUUGACCAAACCUCAUAAAUCAUUUGUGGUCAUUGGGCAUAUAGAUGCUGGUAAGUCGACACUAAUGGGUAGACUUUUGUUUGAUCUUGGAGUAGUUGAUGCAAAGACAGUUAACAAGUUAGUGAGAGAAGCCGAAAAGAGUGGGAAGGGAUCCUUUGCUCUUGCAUGGAUUAUGGAUCAAACAAGUGAAGAAAGAUCUAGAGGAGUGACUGUUGAUAUUUGUGCUACUAGUUUUGAUACUACGACUACCAGAUUUACGGCUAUAGAUGCACCUGGCCAUAAGGAUUUUGUUCCACAAAUGAUUAGUGGGGUUUCCCAAGCUGAUUUGGCUCUUCUUGUUAUAGAUUCAAUCAACGGGGAGUUUGAAGCAGGGUUUUUCAUGGAUGGGCAAACAAAAGAACACACUUUAUUGGCCAGAUCGUUGGGUAUUGAAAAGAUAUGUGUGGUUGUGAAUAAGAUGGACAAAGAGAAUUGGUCCCAGGAUAGAUUUGAAGAGAUCAAGACUCAACUAUUAGACUUUUUAACUGGCAGUGAAGUUGGAUUUUCAUCAGAACAAGUAGAUUUCGUUCCAAUUUCUGGAUUAACUGGUGUUAAUGUGGUUAAGAAUGACCACGCGGUGAAAGCCUUUGAUUGGUACCAAGGUCCAACGUUAGUUAAUUACUUGGAAUCUGUGGGAUUAACUUCUGUUGCCAUCGAUAAGGAUACCAUUAGUAAAUUGUCGGAGGAAGAUUUCAAUUUGGCUAUAAAUGAUAUAUUUGAAGUAUCCAGUAGUGAGUUUGGUGUCACAGGCAAGGUCAGUCGAGGUUUGAUUCAAACAGGAGAGACUGUCAUGGUGUCCCCCACCAAGGACUACUUGCAGAUUCAGAAGAUGUUAAUUGAUAAUGAACCAGUGGAUGUGGCCAUUAGUGGAGAGAUUGCUACUAUGCAUUUCAAGUUGAAUCAGUUGGCAAAUAAAUCCAUUGAUGAGUUGGUAGUGGGAGAUUUGAUUUCCAAAGUUGAUAGUCCGAUUUCUUCGGUAAAGAAGUUCACCUGUGACGUUGACUUAUUCAACAUGAGUAAACCACUUUUGGUGGGAACUCCGUUUGUUCUCUUCCGGAACAAUCGUCAAGUUCCUGCGAGGAUCUCGGAGAUCAUUGAGAUUAAAGGGUCCAAGAAAAAGAAGAAGCAUCUUGUUUCGAAACAACAAGCUUUAGUUGUGAUUGAAGUUAAUGAUGAUAGACUACUUCCGAUCACCAAGUACUCAGACAACAAGGUAUUGGGUCGUAUUGUUAUUAGAAGAGAAGGUUCUACAAUUGGGGCAGGCCUAGUCACAGAAAUAUGA